Hyposmocoma kahamanoa is the source of this 781-nucleotide messenger RNA. RefSeq names its product serine hydrolase-like protein. NCBI's taxonomy places the organism in Eukaryota, Metazoa, Arthropoda, Insecta, Lepidoptera, Cosmopterigidae. The record is from RefSeq and is a predicted model, not a curated record. The transcript is spliced from 4 exons. Bases 103 to 591 code for a protein of 162 amino acids.
CAUACGUACAGUAUCUUUUGCUUAUAGUAUACACUGAAAGCGAGUUCGAAGUACGUAUUUGGAUAAAAGUCUUAAUUAUUAUUUAAUUAAAUUUAAAAAACAAUGAAACCUCUAAAGGAAUGGUCUGUAAAAGCGCCUUGGGGCAAUAUUGCAUUAAUGUCCUGGGGAAAUCCCAAAGGAAAACCAGUGUUGUUAAUCCACGGACGACAGGAUAGUCUCUCAACAUUUAUACCAUUGUUGAAUAAACUACCAGAGAAGUGUCACUACGUAGCUUUUGAUUUACCUGGACAUGGAAAGUCAGAUCCGUUUCCUAUUGGUAUAAAAUUAAUGCGAUUACAUUUUGUUUCGGCUAUGGAUUUUGUAGUCCAACAUUUAGGAUGGAAACAAUUUGUUGUUAUAACUCAUUCCAUGGGAGGCGAGUUGGCCAUGUUCUACAAUGUAGUGCGACCCAAUAAAAUAACCAAAUGCAUUCAUUUAGACAUAGGAAUGGCAUUGAGAAGUAUCACUAUGGAUAUAACCCCGGAGACUUACAAAGUAUUCUAUGGAGACUAUUAUGAUAAUUACCAUAAAGAAAACUACGAUGAUAGGUAAUUUAAAUUUUGUCAAGCAAUAAUGUGAGCAUUACGGCGUUCCGAUUUAGAAGGGUAUGGGUGCUGGUGAAAUUGCAAGCACAUGGGACGUCUCAACUUAUGCCUCAGGGUGACGGGCGCAUUGGCAGCGCUCUUCAGCGAUUUAAAGCUCUGAGUAGCAGUGCAACUGCCAUGGAUAAGCUAUUCGUUUA